GGCGGCAUUGUUCGCCCUCAUCGAGAGCAAGCAGAUCUCAGCGCGAGACCGGCGGCGACCGCCGUUUGUUGUCUUCGCUUCGCUGCGCUGCGCUGCGCUGCGCUGCGGUUGUCGUGCUCUUCCUCGUGACUUGGUUGGGUGCGGCUGCCAUAUCCAAUCUUUCUUUGUCGUCCGUCGCAAGUGCGGUAGGCAGCCAUGGGAAAGGAGAAGUCACAUAUCAACAUCGUGGUCAUCGGCCAUGUCGACUCCGGCAAGUCGACGACCACGGGCCAUCUCAUCUACAAGUUGGGUGGCAUUGACAAGCGUGUGAUCGAGAGGUUCGAGAAGGAGGCGGCUGAGAUGAACAAGCGGUCCUUCAAGUACGCUUGGGUGUUGGACAAGCUGAAGGCGGAGCGCGAGCGUGGAAUCACCAUCGACAUCGCUUUGUGGAAGUUCGAGACGACGAAGUACUACGUGACUGUCAUCGAUGCGCCCGGCCAUCGCGACUUCAUCAAGAACAUGAUCACGGGCACUUCGCAGGCGGACUGCGCUGUGCUGGUGAUUGACUCGACGACGGGAGGUUUCGAGGCGGGUAUCUCGAAGGAUGGGCAGACCCGUGAGCAUGCCCUGCUGGCGUUCACGCUGGGCGUGAAGCAGAUGAUCUGCGCGUGCAACAAGAUGGAUGCCACGACGCCCAAGUACUCGGAGAACAGGUACAACGAAAUCAAGAAGGAGGUGUCGACCUACCUGAAGAGGGUCGGGUACAACCCUGACAAAAUCCCGUUCGUGCCSAUCUCCGGGUUCGAGGGCGACAACAUGAUCGAGAGGUCUUCGAACAUGGCGUGGUACAAGGGCCCGAUCCUCCUGGAGGCUCUCGAUCUGAUYUCGGAGCCGAAGAGGCCGUCCGACAAGCCUCUGCGUCUGCCUCUCCAGGACGUGUACAAGAUUGGCGGUAUUGGAACGGUGCCCGUGGGAAGGGUGGAGACGGGCGUCAUCAAGCCUGGCAUGGUGGUGACGUUUGCGCCCUCUGGKCUGACCACUGAAGUGAAGUCGGUGGAGAUGCACCACGAGGCAAUGACCGAGGCGCUCCCUGGGGACAACGUGGGGUUCAACGUGAAGAACGUGAGCGUGAAGGAGUUGAAGAGAGGCUUCGUGGCCUCGGACUCGAAGAACGACCCCGCGAAGGAGGCGGCGAGCUUCACGUCCCAGGUGAUCAUCAUGAACCACCCUGGGCAGAUCGGUAACGGGUAUGCGCCGGUGCUGGAUUGCCACACGUGCCACAUCGCGGUGAAGUUUGCAGAGCUGGUGGUGAAGAUCGACCGGCGAACGGGCAAGGAGCUCGAGAAGGAGCCUAAGUUCCUGAAGAACGGAGACGCUGGUUUCGUGAAGAUGGUUCCAACGAAGCCGAUGUGUGUUGAGACCUUCGCCCAGUAUCCCCCUCUGGGUCGUUUCGCCGUGCGUGACAUGAGGCAGACGGUGGCCGUCGGCGUGAUCAAGGCCGUGGAGAAGAAGGAGAAGGAAGGCAAGGUGACGAAGGCCGCAAUGAAGAAGGGAGGGAAGUGAGCUGGGAGCUUAUCCUUUCAUGUGGAAUCGGUGCGGGAUUCCGACCUGCUUUUACUGUUGGAGGGAUCCCGUUGUCCGAGCGACGAAAUUACGUAUGGUUUUCUUAGUCACGCAGAGUCGGUUCCAGCAGCUGGUGGUGGUUUCGCCGGCGGUUUGGCAGUUGGAGAGUUGGUAAACGCGGUAGUAUUCUGUCGGACGUUCAGUUUUUCUCCUGUUUUCCGACGGGGAGUGGGAUUGGGUGACGACAAUGUUUCUAUGAAGAAAAAACGGUUGUUGGGCUGAGGGAGUGGUCGUAUUGGUGUCUUUCGGGUGACGCUAGGUCAAGGGAAGACAUUUGUCGAGCGAUUCUCUCUUCAUCAUUCUCAUCUUGGAGUUCCGUGCGGUAUUCGUUCGGUCAAUAUGAUGAUCGGACGCUACAGCUCGAUCGCGACAGACCUGGGUACUCGAUAGGCGAUUGCGUGGGUAGUGAAUUGGGGAGAUUUCUCAGCUUUUUUUCUUCUUCGAGAUUUACUAAUUCUUUUGCGGAUUGCCGAGUAACCUGUUGAGUUGAUUCCUUGCCAAGUAAACGUUUUGGUUAGAUCGUUAGGGUUUCGAACGAAAAUGCGGUUGUGGUCUCUUUCUUUUUUGCUGAGUUUCUAUGGCGGAGGGAAACGAUUUUUUGGUUCUGAAUCGAUGGUGAUUGGUUGGCCCUGCCUUAAUGGCAGUCUAAUUUGGGUAAUGGGUUCGCGGCUUACACUGGCGUGAGGAAACUAUCGGCACAACGCUCAACAAUCCUUCUCUCUCGCUCGUUAUUGUAUGUAAGGCAUGCCGUCACCCUGUUGACAUUCCCCGAUCUUUAUCUCUGUGUGUAAAGGUCUUCCGACAGUGGCAGUGCCCUUGCCCCCGCCCUUAUUACAACAUAUUGAAUUUAAAAGAACCCCUCGACGCUCCCCUUCUCUGCCCUGACAUCGUCCUGAUCCCUGGUGUUAAUUUCCCCUCUUGCGCAUACGGCGCUAAUGGCCGGUUUUAAUUCUCUCCCUUUUGUACGUAAUUGUAUCCUGCAAUGCCCCAUUGUGCUGUCCCCUGCUGCAGGCCCCCUCUUUUGCAUGUGGAAGUACUUCUGGUGACCGUGACACCUCCCUCUCCCAGCCCUGGUUUUGGAUAUCCCUCGACAUUCCCUCCGUCGCUAGUGUAGAGCAUUUUGCACACUUCAUGAAUGAUGUGAAACUAAUCCUCCCCUCCUUGGUCCCUAUCUCCUUUGUACACGGUGCAUCUUGUGACCCCUUUUGACCUACUGCUUCUACGGCCUCCCUUGCUUGUGCGGAUCAUCUGUGACCCUGCGUGGCUGCCGUAUAUUGUACUCCCUCAUUGUUCCCCUGCCUGGAAUUGUUUUAUGAUGUUUCGCAACCCUCCUUAAUGCGCCGCACCUGUCCGUGGAAAGAAUCUUCAAGCCAUGGUUGACCUUCGCCUGUCUUGUGUAAAGCUACCAGUCUUGACGGUUCUCCUUCCUCCUUUCUGCAAUGGGUGGAUUUGGGAUGGAUUCGUUGGGUCGGGAGUCGUCUACGUGUGCCAGACAGAAUCUGCCAGAGUAGGUGGCCGAACAUGUUUGGCGGGAAGUCACUAGUAGUCGUCCAUGGUUUGGCGGGAAGCUUCCUACGGCAAACUUCCCGCCAAACCGCCGUCUUAACCCGAAUUGAGCUCCCAGUCGUUAUAGCCGUAUUCCGUACAAUUCAGUCUUGGUACGGCGAUGAUGGCCGGGCGUUGUAUGCGGGUGAAGGCGGUAGUAGCAUUUCCGCACUCGGAAAUCCUGUUCGGUGGAGGAGCAAGUUACUCAUGGGUGAUGUAGACGGUAAACAGGUCUGUGGAACUGUGAAGAAGCGUUCUCUGCAUCCGUCUAUUAUGCGUAAAUUGGAAGUUUUCUGUGUCCCGAAAUU
This is a messenger RNA of Chara braunii, 3455 nucleotides long. The record is from the annotation of a GenBank genome assembly. NCBI's taxonomy places the organism in Eukaryota, Viridiplantae, Streptophyta, Charophyceae, Charales, Characeae.